This is a messenger RNA of Penaeus monodon (black tiger shrimp), 1449 nucleotides long. Its product is annotated as histone-lysine N-methyltransferase PRDM16-like. Gene Ontology annotation, biological process: regulation of transcription by RNA polymerase II. Gene Ontology annotation, molecular function: RNA polymerase II cis-regulatory region sequence-specific DNA binding; DNA-binding transcription activator activity, RNA polymerase II-specific. The transcript has 3 exons. Lineage: Eukaryota; Metazoa; Arthropoda; Malacostraca; Decapoda; Penaeidae. Bases 1 to 1449 code for a protein of 482 amino acids. The record is from RefSeq and is a predicted model, not a curated record. Gene Ontology annotation, cellular component: nucleus.
AUGUCGUGCCCUCGCCCCGCCGCCCCCCCGCCGCCCCUGCACGUGGCCGCCCGCGCCGUGCCCACCAAGCCGGCACGCCCUCGCUGCGCGUCCGACCUGCCGCUCGGCCGCGUCUCCUCCCGCCCGCCUGCGCCGCCCGGCCUCACCGACUCCCCGAAGGCGGGCUUGACGUGUCCCUCGGAGCCCCCGGGAGAGCCCACCGAGGCUCCGAAGUCCGCCUCCGACAUGCCCUUCGACCUCUCCAAGGCCAGCCGCGAGGCCUCCGUCGGCUCGGCGUCGCGGCCGCUCGACCUCUCCGACUGCGACCAGCCCCUCGACCUCAGGGUGGACUUCAAGAAGCGGCGGACGGUCGCCGACGAGAACAUGAACCUUGUCCUGAGCCCCGGCCGCGCCUCGCCCCCGGACGCCGGCCUGGAGCUCCUUCGCGGCCCUCCUCUUCCUUCGGCCUCGUGCUCCGUCAGGCCGGAAUCCCCCGCGCCCCUCGAGCGGUCUCCAGGACGCCUUCCCGAGUGCCCGAGCCUCUCGUACCCCGUCCACGCCUCCCUGGCAGCCGAGACUCCCCUGGCCCUCCUGUACCCCCGCCCGCUGCCCCCCUCCUCGCUGCUGGGCUUCCCUUCGCUGCCCGCGCCCCCUCGCCCUCCCCCGCUCUUCGAGGCGUUUCGGGAGCGCCGCACUUCGGGGGGCGCCGCCCCGGGCAUGGCGGCGACGGGGCCGCACAAGCCGCGCGAGCGCUACGCGUGCAAGUUCUGCGGCAAGGUGUUCCCGCGCUCGGCCAACCUGACGCGGCACCUGCGGACGCACACGGGCGAGCAGCCGUACAAGUGCAAGUUCUGCGAGCGCUCGUUCAGCAUCUCGUCCAACCUGCAGCGCCACGUCCGCAACAUCCACAACAAGGAGAAGCCGUACAAGUGCCGCCUCUGCGACCGCGCCUUCGGCCAGCAGACCAACCUGGACCGCCACUUCAAGAAGCACCAGAGCGACGGCCCCACCAUCCUCGACGGCGCCGUCCACCGUCACCACCGCCGCCUCCUGCUGCCCCGCCCGCCACCCGACCUCUGGGGCUCCGGGACCUCGCUGCUCACGCCCUCGUCUCUGUCCCAGACCUUCUCGCUCGCGCCCUCGCCGCCCGCCUCGCCGCCGCGGGACGAAGACGAGGAGGAGGAGGACAUCGACGUGGAGAACGAAGACGAGACCGAGGAGGAGCUGGAAGUGGGAGAGGAAGACCCGGCGGAGGGCCAGGCCGGUCGGAGGCCGGGCGAGGGCGAGCCGGAGGCGGGCGAGCGCGAGCUAGAGGUCGAGGAGGAGGGUCAAGAAGGAGGCGACGAGGACUCUGAGGCCGGAGAGGAGGACCACAGAGUGUCCUUUGAGGUGACCAUCACGCCCGCGCAGCCGCUGGAGGGCGAGAGGUCAUCGCCGUCGGCCAGCGGAGAAAAAAUGGUGCAGGUGUGA